This is a messenger RNA of Hyaloscypha bicolor E, 5157 nucleotides long. RefSeq names its product tuberin. The coding region runs from base 263 to 5092 and encodes 1609 amino acids. Gene Ontology annotation, biological process: positive regulation of GTPase activity; negative regulation of TOR signaling; regulation of small GTPase mediated signal transduction. Gene Ontology annotation, cellular component: cytoplasm; TSC1-TSC2 complex; nucleus. The record is from RefSeq and is a predicted model, not a curated record. The transcript has 3 exons. Lineage: Eukaryota; Fungi; Ascomycota; Leotiomycetes; Helotiales; Hyaloscyphaceae. Gene Ontology annotation, molecular function: GTPase activator activity.
CAUGCCCUCACCAUCGCCUGUAUCACGCAUAUCACCAGCCAAACGCUUCAAAAGACCAGUCUAUGCACCGACAAGCCAAGUUGUCUUCAUGGAAUCAAGAGACUUUUGGGCAUCGUAAUCCUACCGCCUGGCUUCCAGCCUUAUCUUUCCCCUCAAGACCUGCUAUGAGCUGCGAGCGUCCUGAGACCCCUCCUACGCGCAUCCAUGAGUGUACAUAAUUCGAACACCUCCACCAGCCCCAGAACCGGAGACUCGAUCUUCUAUGUCUCCAGCCGUCGGAGACACCACCCAAACCCCCGAAUCCAAAUCCACAAGUGGCUUUGCCAGUGUCUUUAAGAGCUUGACUGGAAGCAAGUCUUCGCGGGGCCCGAAUCCUCAAUCGCCAGCUGCGGUUGCACAGCAUCCCAAUGGCGCCCAUACUUUGCAGCCGGCAAUCUACGGCGGGCCUCCAAACUACGAACACCUAUACGAACAGCUGAAGCCGGAGAGACCUCUUGCAAGUCGCCUUUCUGCUGCAGAGUCUCUUCGUCUUGCUGUACAAGACUACCCUUUGAGUGGUGUCACCAGCAUAUUCAAGCAAGCAAAGGACCUCAUCGAUCGAACAAACCCAAGAGAAGGCCGAACAGCAGGGUUUGAGUUGUUGACUGCUUGCGUUCAGCAGUCGACUUCGACAGAUCCUGAGCGAUUUGCGUACUUUCGUGUCCUCACAGCUCCGGCGAAUCCUGAAGACUUCCAUCUGCAACUUGCUUCGUUGGUCGAGUUAGCAAAGCACGGGAAGGACCUUUCAGGUUUCCACUACGAUACCUUGCCCCUGUUGACCUCAUGGCUCCGAGAGAACUUCGCCAUUACAUCGGCUGCGAGACGUCAGAACAAAGCAACAAAAAGCAAGGCCCCCCUGGGCGAGGAAACCAAUCUAUCCCGGCUUUUCGCCUUCAUUGUAGAUGUUAUCAAAUUCAACUUCAAUAUCUCUAGCGGGGAGACAACUGGUGAUCUUAUUGACGUAAUCCUCGAUAUAUGUGUCAACACGCCCCAAGCGACCGACUUGAGCGCGUGUGUCAACUUGAUCGAUGCCAUCGUCACCUAUGGGGAUAUUCCCAACAGCAAGUUGUUGGGCUGUGUCAAGGUCCUUUGCUCUAUACACUGCCUCAUUGACAAAGUUCAGCCAGAUGCUUGGCGGUCAAUUAGCAAUCUCUGCAAGUCUCACAACGGCCAGACAACCGUGAGAAUUCUUCUGGACAUCCUUCGCGAUCCUUCUGUUGUUGCAGCAAGUGGAAAGCAAGCCAUUCGUGAAAUUCGCGGGGCUCUGUCGGUACUGGAAAAGUUGUUCUCCAAGGACGGCCAGGAUGGAUAUCCUCUGGUUCCCUUCACUCUCCUAAUCGCGGCUCUUGGAAACGUUGUUGCUGUUGAGCGCGUAAGGAUGAAGGUGGAGAACGACGUACUUCGUCUCAUUUUAUCCCUUUUCAAUGAUGGAGGUCAGAAGAUCAAGCAAAAUGUGAUGGAGGAGGAUUGGUCCAAGAUGUUUGCUGUCGUCAUCAGCUGCUCGCAGCGCGUGUUGGAAACCGCCGAUGGUCACCAAAUUACAAGUAGAUCCGGGAUAUCAAGCCUCUUAGCCAAGGAGAAUACGAGUGAUCAGAUUCUCGCCAAUGUGACAGAAACUCUCAACACUCUCAUUCUCCGAAUAGAGGAACUGCUCACCAAGUUUUCUGAUGGCGACUUCUUCCAACGGGAGGACUGUAUCAAGUUUUUCGUCGCAGUUCAUCCACAUCUACCCGAGUCGUGUGCCAAAUGGGUGAUUGACUAUUACAUGGAAUAUCGUUACUGCUAUCCAUCGGAUUUGGAAUGGAAGGACAACACCAAGGUGAUUCUGGCUGCAUUCUUUGUCGACCGCUCUCAGCCUACUCAUAUUCGAUUGCAUGCGCUCCAUGCAGUUACUGAAGUUUGGGCAGUCAUUGAAAUGAUGGAUGGACAUGACGACGCUGACACCAUCCAAAUUUUCGUCACGUCAGUUCUGGAUGACAUCAGUGACGAGAAGGACAUCCCAGUCCUGCAAGAGGUCGUUGCGUUUGCUACAACCGUUGCCGAAAUUGCGGAUGAGUCAUUAUUCAUCGACAUUAUGAAUGCUCUUCGUGGAAGCAUUGCGAGUGACCGCCUUCAGUCACCUCUUGGAUCACCGCCCGGGUCUCGGCAGGGUAUGUUGACCGCAGGCCGACCAACCUCGGUUUCCAACAGUCUAGUCCAGACUGCAUCAAACGUCGUUACAAGAGGCCUUAUUCAAAUCUUCAUGAGAGCCAUGGAUAAGUCUAGUCGUAAAGCUUUAAAGGUCUUUGAUGAAAUCCUGUGGAUUGCGAAAUCUCAUGUAUGUGAGACCGAUGCUCGGAUUUCAGCUAUGAGGAUGCUUCUUCGAUUGCGAGCUGAUUGGGCGAAUCGGAUCUUCCUGACACCUUUCAUUGAAUGUGAAGGGCUUGCAGCCUCUCUGUACAGAACCCCAGCUUCUCUAGCACGAAAACAAGCAGCCGACGAAGCCGCCCAGCAGCACCGGUCUACUCGUGUUGAAGACUUAGGCAGUUCUCGCAUAUCACGGAGUGUUUCGUUCGGCCAAGGUCAAUCUCAGAAUAAACAACCGGUUCGGACCGGCAGUGCUAUGAACCGAACGCUGCAACGGAACCACCAGAUGUGGAUGUGGCCCGACCCGAACCCACUGCCGGAGGAGCCUGCUGAUAAAGCCAGUCCGAUGCUGACUUCCGUGACCGAGAUGGAAGAGUGCGAGGAGGGCCAGGCUGACUGUAUAAAGGAAGACGGUGGACCCGAGACCGAAACUCAACUGUUAUUUGUUGCAGGUCUAAUCAAUAAGACUGCUCUACCUGUUGGUCAGUAUCUGGAUGCUGUAAUUGGACUCUUCCAGAACGGUUGUGAUUGGGAGGUGUACAGCUACAUGCUUGUGCAUCUUCCUUCUCAACUUACUAAUCAAGCCCUGUUUGCCAGCGCUCUUUCACAGGUCAAGUUGUUGAGGGAGUUGUUGUGCGAUCAGAUCAAGAACAGCAGUUUCCAGGAGCCUCCAAUGUCUUCGGGAUUGCGCAAGGCUGAUGUUGCGAUAUGCCUCUAUCAGGUCCUGACCAUGGUUAUGGGCUACCACCAGCAUUUCAAUAAAGUCGACCAGGACGAGAUUGUAAGAACGUUUCUGCACGGGGUUGGAGAACGAACUUCCAAGUGUUGCAUUCAUGCCCUCUCAAUAUGCUGUCAUGAGCUCCCGGGAUCAACUGGCAAGGCGCUUGUGACCAUACUUCAAAAGAUGUCACAGAUCAUCACUCAAAGUCACGUCGCAAUUCACAUUCUAGAAUUUCUGGCAUGCCUUGCUAGACUACCAAAUCUCUACGUGAACUUCAGGGAAGAUGAGUAUCGGAUAGUCUUCGCCAUCUGCUUCCGCUACCUCCAAUAUGUGCGCGACCAGCAGGUCAAAGAAGGCCCGAAUCGCAACAGCCUUCCGAAUCCAAAAAGCUCGAUUACCUCUGUCGAAGGCUCACGCACGCCUGCGGACAACGGUCUUGCGGAGAGCAAUCUUCGGCCCAACACAUCUGAUGACCUUCCGCAGUAUGUGUAUGCCUUGGCCUAUCAUGUCAUUAUAUUCUGGUUUCUGUCGCUGAAACUCGCGGAUCGUGCCGGUCAAGUUAGCUGGAUCACUAAGAAUUUGGUCUCAACUGAUCUGAACGGCAAAGAGAAGAUCGACGAGCAAGCGCAGGUCGCUCUGGAUUUCAUGCAGAGGGUGGCUUAUGCUGAUGUCGACGAGUCCAGUCCCGAUCCUGCUUUUAAUGAAGGCACAUUUGGAGAGAUCAAACAGAAGCGGUGGAUCGUUGGAAACAGUCUGAUAACCGUCCAGCAAGCGACACGAGGAGACUGGGCUCAAAUCACGAAGCGCCAGCCCUCGGGAACUUCCUCCUACGUUAUCCAGGAGAGAUUCACACGGCCACCUGCCCACCAGGAACAAGUCAUGACCGAUGCUAUGAAGGAUGGGCGGCACUCAGAUGACAACGUGAAACUACCAAGCCACCUUUUACUACAAUUAACUGCCUCGGUUCCUCAGUUCGGUGAAUCACUGCGUCCGAUUCCCCUUCCAGAAGAUGAUUUCAUGGAACGAGUCAUCAAACAGUUCAACCGCAGUUUCACCGUUGAUGGCCAUAAAGUCGGCGUGAUCUACAUUGGCGAAAAUCAGACUGGGGAAGUCGAGAUUCUAUCAAACAUACAAGGAAGCAGCGAUUACACGGAAUUUCUGUCCGGCUUGGGUACUCUCACCAAAUUGAAAGGUGCCAGAUUCAACACUCAGGGCUUGGACCGUCAAUCCGACUCAGACGGCGAGUAUACAUUCUGUUGGCGCGACAGGGUCACGGAGAUCGUUUUCCAUGUUACUACUCAGAUGCCAACAAACCUUGACCAGGAUCCUCAAUGCAUCAAUAAGAAACGACACAUUGGCAAUGAUUUUGUGAACAUCAUCUUCAAUAAUUCCGGCAAACAAUUUCGAUUUGAUACAUUCCCUUCGGACUUCAACUAUGUCAAUAUCGUGAUCACACCGGAGUCGCGGGAAUCUUUUGUUGCCUCACGCUUCAGGUCCAAAGCACAUGCAAGGAAUGCGUUUUAUAAGGUGCAUGUUAUGAGCAAACCUGGCUUUCCGGAGAUCUCACCUGCCGCCGAGACGAAAAUCAUGAGCCUGACUGCACUGCCCGGGUUUAUCCGUUUGCUCGCGCUCAAUGCAUCUGUGUUCUCGCAAGUAUGGGCAAACAGGGAAGGGGGGGAGCAUGUUUCGUCGUGGCGAAACAGAUUGCGGGAAAUCAACCGUAUUCGAGACCGAUAUGGACCAAAACACCCAAGUUCGACACCAACCUCACCUCCUGGGACUUCGAACGGCGCAUCAACUGACGCAAGAAAUGUGCGGGAUAGUCUCAACAGCCUGAGGAGAUCCUCGGUUGCAAAUUUCCUCUCGAAUGCGACAGAGACGACUUCUCAGCGGUCCUCUGUCCUUUCAAUGGCUGACACGGAGGUCGGGCCGAGCCCUAGUAAAGAAAGUCUUAUAGACAGCCUUGAUUUUUCGAGGUGGGCAUAAUUUAUAAUAUAGCAUUUAAUAUAUAAAAAAUUCAAUAAAAAAAAACUACAAAUAUUAUAUGAGGU